AUGAUCUGGAUAGCACGGUCAAUAGUGCUAGCAGGCGUGGACUUCACACUUGGCUGGUGGCAGUGCAACAGGACACAUUCUAAACGUUUGAGAUUAGCUACCACAGGAAAAGUCCAUGAAAGCAUACACAAUGAUGAUCUACAGUCCGACAGUAAGGUGACAGAGCCUGGUACCAUAUGUGAGGUUUGCUUCAUAGGUGCGGGAUAUGUGGGCGCGCUGACAGCGAUCGUGCUCGCCUCCAAAAACCCGAACAGAUGCUUCACUGUUGUUAAUAAGGACGACGGCUUAAUUGCAGCCUGGGACUCGGAUCAGCUGCCGAUCUUCGAGCCAGGACUGGAAGAUGUAUUAUUCGUCGAUGGGGUUCAUCAUGAACGACAAACUAGCGAAGCGCCGCAACGCAGAAGGCUUCAGAAUAUUCGAUUUUCGACAGCGAUGGACAAAUGGAUAGCAGCAGCGGAUAUCAUUUUUGUCUGCGUUGACACCCCUUUGAGUGAGACUUUGGAUCCCAGUAGCGGAGCUGUAGGCUUGAACCACAAGAAUGUUAAGGCGGCCAUUCGAAGGAUUGCGGAAUUGUCCACCGGCUGCCAAAUCGUGGUGCUAAAAAGCACAGUGCCAUGCGGCACCGUGGGGGAAAUUGAGAAAGUAUUUGAAUCCGAGGCCACCCCAGCUGCAUCUUUAGAUAUUCUAUCCUGUCCAGAAUUCCUUGCGCAAGGCUCCACCAUCCGGGACCUCCUCCUUCCGAAUCGGUUGGUUAUCGGCCACAUCCCCAGGUCGGCGGAAGCGGUUGGAGCGCUCAAGACUCUAUAUGAAUGGGUAUCGGCGGAACGUAUUAUCAUUAUGGAUGCGUGGUCAUCGGAGCUCGCAAAGAUCGCGAGUAAUGCGUUUAUUGGGCAGCGAAUUAGCAGCAUCAACUCUUUGAGUACAUUGGCUGUGAUCCAUUUGAAUGAUUGGCAAAACCGUCGAAUCCUAACCCGUCCAACGUCGCAUCUCACCCGUGGUCUAGGGCUGCAAGGCCGACGGGCAGUGGCCAUCCUAGGACUGACAUUCAAGAAGAACACUCUCGACACUCGGAACUCCACUGCAAUCGGUUUAAUCCAAGGCCUUAUCCAACAUGGUGCAGAGCCCCGUUUGUAUGAGCCGCACUUGCAAUAUUCACAGAUCGAGAGCGUUAUAGGCCCCAUGGCGUCCAGAAUCGUUGUUUCCAGUAUUGAAGCCGCCCGUGACGGAUGCCAUGCCCUAGUCAUCCAUACCAACUGGGAUACCUUCAAGCACAAUGGAGACUAUUGGGGCCGUAUUAGCAGACUUAUGGGACCACCCAAGGUGCUACUCGACCCCUGGGGCAUCACUGAACUUUGGCAAUAUGGAGCAGUACGGGUCUAA
This is a messenger RNA of Aspergillus alliaceus, 1380 nucleotides long. Its product is annotated as UDP-glucose/GDP-mannose dehydrogenase family, NAD binding domain-containing protein. Gene Ontology annotation, biological process: glycosaminoglycan biosynthetic process; polysaccharide biosynthetic process. The coding region runs from base 1 to 1380 and encodes 459 amino acids. Gene Ontology annotation, molecular function: NAD binding; oxidoreductase activity, acting on the CH-CH group of donors, NAD or NADP as acceptor; UDP-glucose 6-dehydrogenase activity. The record is from RefSeq and is a predicted model, not a curated record. Gene Ontology annotation, cellular component: cytosol; nucleus. The transcript is spliced from 5 exons. Lineage: Eukaryota; Fungi; Ascomycota; Eurotiomycetes; Eurotiales; Aspergillaceae.